UUCACGCAGCGAGUGGACAUGUGGAAACAUUUUACGUACUCAAAGAGUACGUUGUAAGAAAUGUGUUUACAUCGAAAGGUUAAACUUUAAACCUUUCACAUGGGGAGCUAAAGAACAAAAUGACGUGUAUGUGUUACAGUAUGUUACUGGUUUCAAUUUUGGAGUUACUGUUGUUUGGAUGCAUAGCAGCUGGUUCGUCUCGUCCUGUUCACCGCGAGAGCGAUGAAGACGGGUCUCCAGGCGCGAGACUCCCGCGUGCUGUAUUGGAGGACCAGUUGGAGGCGACCACCAUCCCAAACCACUUACAGGAGGACGACAGGAACUACAGGUUGUCACCUUUCACUCCCAUAAUGACUAUCACAACCAAGGACUCCAGGACAACUGGUAAAACUAGCCACCUACGGAUGACCACCACGGCUGCGCCUGUGACCAAAACAAUGAACCCAACAUACAAACGCAGUGGAGUCAAAGAAAACUCUACAUUCUCCACAGGACUAAACAUUACAAUUAAGCCUACUUCCUCCUAUCCAGUAAAUCACACACAAAACACAACACCACCUGCACUGGAUACCGCAAUCAGCUCAUGGACAGUAAGCAACACUUCUAAGCCCCACUUCCAUACCUCUGAGAAAGGUCCUCAAUGCAACUGCAGUGCCGAGGGUUCAGUGGGCCCGGAUACCUGUGACCCAUUCACGGGUCAGUGUGUGUGCAUAACUGGAUACACGGGUCACCAGUGUGAUGAAUGUGAGGAUAGGUAUUUCACCAAUGGGACCAGUGGCUGCCAGGCCUGUGGCUGUGACUCCGAUGGAGCCGUGAGCCUACUCUGCAAUAGUUCAGGCAUGUGUAUGUGCAAGAUGGGAGUGCACGGGGACAAGUGUGAUGACUGCCACCCAGGCUUUUCGCACUUCAGCAGCACGGGAUGUCAACCAUGCCAGUGCAAUAAUCACAGCAGCUACUGCCACCCAUCAGGCAUCUGCGUGAACUGCCAAGACAACACCGACGGACCAAGCUGCGAAAACUGCAGGUAUAAUUUCUACCGAAGGACUGGGUCUCCUGCAACAGAUGCUUGCAUCCCCUGCCCCUGCUCCAGCGUCACCUCCACAGGCAGCUGUAGGCUGGACUCGAGUGGCCAGCCUGUCUGUAAUCAGUGCAAGCCAGAGUACCAGGGUCCUAAUUGUGAGCAGUGUAGUGAUGGCUUCUACAAUGCCGACAGCAUCUGCAUUCCCUGUAACUGCAGUGGGAACGCAGACCCCCACACCUUCCCUCAGAUAUGUCACCCGGACAUUGGCCACUGCCUGAGCUGCAUCAACAACACUACAGGCCUGCACUGUGAGCGCUGCGCAGAGGGCUUUACAGGGGACGCGCUCGCCAGGAACUGCACUCCUAAAGUCAUCCACUCUACUCCUUCAAGCACUACCCACUGGUUUCACUACACCACCAUGACCUCCAGCCUCAAUUCUACUGUCAAAUUUACCACCACCUCCUCCACUACCCUGCUGACCAGCCUAGCCAGCACCCUCAACACCACCACUGCCACAGUGACUCCACUCCCAUGGAAUCAGUUUAACAUCAUUGUCCUUGCCGUCAUCAUCAUUUUGGUGGUAGCUCUGAUGGCUGUGGUGGGCGGCGUGUACACUUACAGAGAGUACCAAAACCGCAAGCUGAACGCCCCCUUCUGGACCAUUGAGCUGAAGGAGGACAAUAUAAGCUUCAGCAGCUAUCACGAUAGCAUUCCAAAUGCUGACGUAUCAGGGCUUUUAGAGGAUGAAGUGAGUGAUAUGGGCAAUGGACAACUUGCUUUAACCAGUCCUGGUAGUUUGUAUAUGGUGUAAUUGAUGUCGAGUGUUCCAUUGCACUCUGCCUGGAACUGGUUGCUAUGCCAGCGCUGGCCCAAUAGAGGGCAGGUAGUGGACCCAUGGACAUGUGGACCCCCCAUUUUAUUGCACUGAAAAAGGCCUAGUGUCACAAGUCUCAGGAGGAAUGUGCACACAUAAUGCAAACACUCACUCAUAAGCACUCCAAUAAAUCAAAAGAUGGGAAAGAUAAUGAUGGAAUGACAAGAAAGAGAGGAACAUCUGCCGUGCAGCCUAACUGAAAGGCUAAGUUAACAAAAGAAUUGAAGACAUUUGGAAAGUCAAAUCUAAAAGAUGCUGAAGAAGGAGCAAAGAAGCAGAAACUAAUUUACUAAUGUGAGCCAGAAUAUUAGAGACUGAAGCAUGUCUGUUUGAGUUGCGAUGUAAAGACAUUGAGGCAUGGAUGGAUAGAUUAAUCAAUUUCUUAUCAACAUUAUUUGAAUUCAAAGAAAUGCUGAUAUGCCAAUGCAUACUUGCCGGUAGCAUUAUGUCCAUUCACUUGAUCGUUUGUAAAUGCAAAGAAUGUUUUAAACACAUGGAGAGGACAUUUAUUUAUAAAAAAAAAAAAAAAAAAAAACUCAGGAUGGAUUUUGUUUUUAUUGUGCAAACCUCACCAUAAUACAAGCUGAACUUGGGUGCAUCCCCACUUUUAAUGUUGCUACAAAACAAGGACACCAUACACAUGCUUGACUUUAGGGGGCAGCGUUACAUAGGGCCUGAAAUACUGUGUGAUGUAAUUUAUAAUGGAAGUACAUUACACUGAGUGAUAAAUGCUUAAUGAUUUAUGCCUUUAUUAUAAGGUAUUAUGGCAGACGCUUUCUAACAAACCGAAUUACAACAAUAGAUGAUUUCUUUUUAGGCCAAAGAGGAUCUGUGUUGUAGGAGAAAGUCUGACUAGUUCUUGUUACAGUUUUACUACAGCAAAGAGAAUUCAGAGGACUGUUCCAUGUAUUUUGGAAUAUUAUUGGUAUAUAAUAUAUUUAUUUUCAAGACUUUUGAAAACACAAUCUGUCAGAUUGGGUGAGUGUAACAAGUUUUUUUUUAAUCAUUAUUAUUUAUUUUGGAUGGACCUCUCUCUUUCAAGUUGAUGAUUUUAAAACAUAGGCUCAGUUGGUAUCCAUUUCGCAACAGGUGUACAGAGCAGGGGAACAAAUAAUAUCAGAUGAGCAACAUUCAUUCUUGCCUGUUCAUUCGAACAGCAAUGACAUAUUAAUCAAUCACUGCAGAACAGGUUAAAACAAUAUGAGAGAGGUUCAAUGGAUGAAUGAGUGCACAUAUUUGAGUGUGUGGGUCCUGAAAGUAGUAAUCUAUUACUGUAUAUGACUAAGUGCAUGUUCAAAAAGGGUGUGUAAGAAUGUAAACAAAUCUAUAAUCUAUAUCAACAUGUAAAAGUUGGAAGGUGUUGGCCCAAACUUGAAGACAAGAAAAAUUGUUUAUCUCUGUCUGCAUCUCAGAUUACUCUUGCAAUAUGUACUUUUCAGCUUUCUUCUCAUCUCCACAGUCAUGAAGUCAUCAUUCUGAGAUGUGUUUAAACAGAUUUAUGUAAAUAUGAGAUGUACAGAAUGGUUGUCAUGAGGAGGCUGCUAUCGUAUCGGUACAUGUGGCGACCAGGAACAAGAUAAAUUGCCUUGUUUCUGUGUCCAGAAUACUUGCACACACAGAAAAUACAUUUGAACAACUGUUUUAAUGGUGUUUUAAAUGAACAGAGACCAUUUUAUAGAUUGUGCAUUAUACAUAGUGCACUGCACUCACAACACAGCUAACUCUGUGAAAUAUUUAAAUAAAAGCAGGUUUUGCGACUUUGUGUCUAACACAUUUUGGAAUAUGCGGAGUAUUUCUUUACAUUCUUGACUAACUAAACAUAUGUUUGCAUUGUAAU
Molecule: messenger RNA, 3732 nt
Organism: Xyrauchen texanus (razorback sucker)
Lineage: Eukaryota; Metazoa; Chordata; Actinopteri; Cypriniformes; Catostomidae
Product: multiple epidermal growth factor-like domains protein 9
Exons: 6
Coding region: 120-1832 (570 amino acids)
Biological process (GO): axon guidance
Cellular component (GO): basement membrane
Molecular function (GO): extracellular matrix structural constituent
Source: RefSeq, a predicted model, not a curated record